AUGAAGUUGUCGGCUCUCUCGAUCGUCCUCUCCGUCAAUGCGGGCAGAAUCGCCGAGCCUCAGAAAUCUAAGUUAGACGAGAAAAAAGAAAAGCUGCAGGAAAUAAACGAGCGGCCACUGGUCGCGGACAUGGACCGAGACGACCCUGAUUACGAUCCAGCAGCAUUAUGGCAAGACGAAUUCAAGACUUUUGACGAUCUGACGCACGAGGAAGCGCGCGACAAGUUGAUGCUCCUCAUUGAAAAAAUGGACCGCGACAAAGACGGAGAAGUGACGGAAGAAGAGCUCACUGUUUGGAUCCAUUACGUGCAGACUAAGUACAUUUACGACGACACUGAGCGACAGUGGGAAGAAAACGACACCGACAAGGACGGGCGAAUCACGUGGGACGAGUACAGCAAACAUACCUAUGGAUUCCUGACGGACGAACAGAUGAAUGAGGAGGAAGAAGAUGGUUUCUCGUACAAAGCGAUGCUUGAGCGAGACGAAAGAAGGUGGAAAGCUUCCGAUCAGGAGAAAAAGGGCUACUUGACGAAGGAAGACUUGACCGCCUUCCUCCACCCAGAAGAGUACGAUCACAUGAAAGAACUCGUCAUUCUAGAGACGAUAGAAGACAUCGACAAGGAUGGCGACGGAAAGAUCAGUCUCAACGAGUACAUCGGCGACAUGUGGAUCGAAGAAGAAGACGGAGAGGAACCCGAGUGGGUGGAAGAAGAGCGCAAGCAGUUCCAAAUGUUCCGCGACAAAGACAACUCGGGAUUCCUGGAAGACGACGAGGUGCGCGACUGGAUCCUCCCGUCCGAGUACGAUCACGCCGAGGGCGAGGCACGCCACUUGAUCGAGUCUGCUGAUUCGGACAAGAGCGGCGCUCUCUCCAAGGACGAAAUCCUCGACCACCAGGACGUCUUUGUCGGAAGCCAAGCGACCGACUGGGGCGACGCGAUCGUCCGCCACGACGAAUUCUAA
This is a messenger RNA of Oikopleura dioica, 966 nucleotides long. Lineage: Eukaryota; Metazoa; Chordata; Appendicularia; Copelata; Oikopleuridae. The record is from the annotation of a GenBank genome assembly.